AGCAUGCCCUGGAAAGCAGCAACUCCACUGUCGCAUGUGCGAGUUUCCACAUAGUAGGCGGUGGGAUAUGACGUGCAGUGUUCGUCGCGUACAUUCAAGGUCACCUUCGCGGGCGGCAGAUUGGAAGAGGAAAAAAGAUGAUUAGAGGAAAUGGGGCUUACGGAGUUCCUCGUCGUUGGACUAUGCUUGAAUUCCACGUCGUGCGAGAAUGAUAUAGUAACAUCCCCAUACAUGAGCCAAGGAAAUAUCACAGAGCAAAGUGUUCAGGUUUUAGGGACUCCAAGUAUGGACUUCAGACGAUCUCGAUUAUUGAAAUUGACAGAGGAGAUUAAAGCAGAAUCCUUUAGAAUCGCUACUUUUCAGAAUAACUAUCUCAACGGAUAUGUAAAAGAAAAUGGAAGUAUCAAAGGUACAGGGAUAGCUUUUGACAUUAUCAAAAUUUUGCAGCAAAAACUGAAAUUUAACUAUACUAUUGUGGUACCAGAGGAUGAAGUAUUUCUCACUGAGAAUAAGAAGGAAAAAGGAGCGAAAGUGCUACUCGACACCCAGCAAGCAGAUAUAAUAGCAGGCUUCCUACCGAUGAUAACCACCAAGAAAGACAACGUAAGCUACUCCCGCAGCCUGGACACAGCCGAUUGGUCGAUCCUUCUGCUUCGCCCAAAGGAGUCCGCGCAGGGCAGCGGCCUAUUGGCCCCUUUCGAUGGCCCCGUUUGGGCGCUGAUUGUCGUCUCGGUGCUGGCCGUUGGGCCCAUCAUACAUAUCCUUAUAGCUGUCGGUUGGAGAUUUGCUAUUUCUCACGAGGAAGGUGAUAACAGCAAGCAGUACAGUUUGGAAAGGUGCAUGUGGUUCGUAUAUGGAGCGUUGCUCAAGCAAGGAUCGACAUUGAACCCCAAAACAGAUUCCGCGCGAUUGUUAUUUGCGACAUGGUGGUUGUUCAUCCUGAUCCUGACUGCGUUUUACACAGCGAAUCUCACAGCCUUCUUGACCCUCUCCAAGUUCACUUUGCCCAUAAACAGCGCGUCCGAUCUCGGAAGGAAAAGAAUACCGUGGGUCACCAAUAAGGCCAACGGAAUCCGGGACGUAAUCACCUCUGAAGCACGGGCUGACAUAAAACAAAGAGAUAAACUGAUUACCGAAAUCGGGCGCUAUCGAGAAUGUCCCAGUCAGGACGACCAGAGUAUAGUGGAAGAUUACGUCAGCAGGAAGAGUAUGAUGUUCGUACGGGAAAAGUCAGUCUUGUAUCACGUUAUGUACGACGAUUAUAAACAAAAGGUGAAAAAAGGUAUCGAGGAAUCGAAGAGAUGCACCUUUGUAGUGGCGAAGUUCUCAGUGUUCAAGUUUCCCAGAGCUUUCGCGUACAGCGCCAAUUUCAAGUAUAAAGAGUUGUUCGAUUCUACGAUACAACAUUUGGUGGAGUCUGGUAUAAUAGGAUACAAGCUAGAUGAAAAUUUACCUGAAGCUGAAAUAUGUCCUCUAAAUUUGGGCAAUACGGAAAGAAAACUACGAAACACAGAUCUAUUAUUGACAUACCUCAUUGUAGGAGGAGGCUUAGCCAUAGCGUGUGCGGUAUUUUUGGUUGAGAUGACAAUGAGAUUGUACGAAAAUACAAAAAGAAAGAAACGCCACAGAAGACCAAGGGAUGACAGACCACAGCCGAUCUUCUACAAAAACGGAGAUCGAAAUUUCCCGCUUAUCACUCCACCACCAUCGUACCAAUCAUUGUUCAGACCGCCUUUCGCUUACAACGCAAACGAAGGAAAAAGAAGGCACAUCAACGGGAGAGAGUACUGGGUACUCAACGCAAAGAAUGGUGCCACAAGUCAGUUGGUACCAUUGCGCACACCUUCUGCUCUGCUGUUUCAGUACAGCAAUUGAAAUAACGUACCUGCUUGGUAUACAUUUACGUUCAUCAAUUUUAUCUUGCACGUGAUACAUACGAUUUGUUUCAGCAAAAUGUCCAAGAUAUAUUUCUUUUUCGAAACAUCUGCAGGGGCAUUACGUAUAUAUGAAAAGUGACAUUAUCGAUUUUUUGAUAUUCAAAUUCAACUUCUUGAUUGUGGUGACAUCACAAGCGUUUGGCUUAGGUCUCCAGCGGUGAAUUUUCCGUUUUUGAUAAAUUUCCGAACAACGAAACAUUUAUUUUUCGGGUUUUUUUUCGCAAUAACCCUGCCGAUGACACCACCGGGCUAUUACGUAAAAAACAGGUAGAUAUAAUGUCAAAAAACCUACAUAAUCUCAAAAAACCGAAAUAAUGUCCCUUUUCAAGGUACGCAGUACUCCUAAAGCUUUCAAUGCAAAGUAGACACAUUUUUUAAGUAGUUUGUAAGAAUUCCUCAAGUUCGGUCCAACAUCUGACUUUCAUUCCCUAAUCUUGUAACCAAUAGCAUCAAUUUACUGUUACUACUACUAUUUGAAAUAUUUCUAAAUGUUAGCACUAUAGCUUUGAUAUAUUUUUGUGUACGUUUUCAUUGAAUAAAUGUUGUAAGUACAAACUAGC
Molecule: messenger RNA, 2497 nt
Organism: Acanthoscelides obtectus
Lineage: Eukaryota; Metazoa; Arthropoda; Insecta; Coleoptera; Chrysomelidae
Source: the annotation of a GenBank genome assembly